Cebus imitator (Panamanian white-faced capuchin) is the source of this 2388-nucleotide messenger RNA. RefSeq names its product NEDD4 binding protein 2 like 1 (gene N4BP2L1). Lineage: Eukaryota; Metazoa; Chordata; Mammalia; Primates; Cebidae. The record is from RefSeq and is a predicted model, not a curated record.
CGCCCCCUCCCACGCAGCGCGGUUCCGGCGGGUGGGAAGGAGGGGCUGGGCUCCCAGCGCCCGCCCCUCUAUCCAUCACAUGGCCGGAGAGUCACAAAAACAACAGCUUUGGCCAAGACCGUGACUUCAGGAAAGGGAACCCGGGGCUCUCGCAGCCAGCCCUCCUGCCCAUGGAGGACAGUUUCCUUGAGUCUUUUGGGAGGCUGAGCCUCCAGCAGCAGCGGCAGCGGCAGCCGCCACCCCGGCCGCCCCCGCGGGGGACACCUCCGCGCCGCCACAGCUUUAGGAAACACCUCUACCUCCUGCGAGGCCUCCCGGGCUCCGGGAAAACAACACUGGCCAGAUGCUCAGAAUGGAGCAGCAGACAAAGGAGACAAAAAUCCCUGCCUUCGUGGAACAUGAAUUCUAUAAGAGAAAAGAAAUUUCUAAGGAAAGAAGGCAAUUUUAGCAUCUGCUCUGCUCCGCUGUCUCAAAAAAUAAAAGGAGUUCACAGAUAUGCCACUGGAGGUAUAUAUACCCAGGAAGAGUCCACAAACGCACAAGAGUGUUCUAGGUACUUGGGACUCAUCAGUGAACAAAACAAAGAUCCUGCCCUUGUGGACCUUAUGAGCCAGAGACAAUUGCAGCAUGACUUUCCCAGGGCCCUGAUUUUCAGCACAGAUGAUUUUUUCUUCAGGGAAGAUGGUGCCUAUGAGUUCAAUCCUGACUUCCUGGAGGAAGCUCAUGAAUGGAACCAAAAAAGAGCAAGAAAAGCAAUGAGGAAUGGCAUAUCCCCCAUUAUUAUUGAUAAUACCAACCUCCACGCCUGGGAAAUGAAGCCUUAUGCAGUCAUGGCACUUGAAAAUAACUAUGAAGUUAUAUUCCGAGAACCUGACACUCGCUGGAAAUUCAACGUUCAAGAGUUAGCAAGAAGAAACAUUCAUGGUGUCUCAAGAGAAAAAAUACACCGAAUGAAAGAACGGUAUGAACAUGAUGUUACCUUUCACAGUGUCCUUCAUUCAGAAAAACCAAGCAGAAUGAACAGGAACCAGGACAGGAAUAAUGCAUUGCCUUCCAACAAUGCCAGAUACUGGAAUUCCUACACAGAGUUUCCAUACCGGAGGGCUCAUGGCGGAUUCACAAAUGUGAGCUCCUAUAACAGAAGGGGCGGUUGUCACCAUGGAGAUUAGAGGCCUAUCUUAUUCCCAUUCAGAAUUUUCCCAAGUCAGUUUCUACUUCGGUUUUUAUUAUUUAUUCUUUGUGGCAUUUUAGUCAGAGUUCCAAUUCCAGUGUAAAUAGGUGAACUCAAAAGUUUCUGAGCAAAGUCAUUAUAUUAUCUUCACCAAAAUUUGUUAAAGUGCUUCUAUAUGCAUGGUCUGAUGCUGGGAAUUCUGCAGGUUUGAUUAAACAGUCUCUUUCUCUAGGGAAAUAAUUUGAAACCAAAACUUGAGAACACACCCAAGAACAUAAUUAUUUACAUAGUUUCAUAGAUGAAAUAAAGUGUUUAUAUUAUAUAUAAGCUUCAGUACCAUUUUCUCUGAAGUGAUCUAUUUAUUUUUUCAAGAAAUUCAUCUCCAUCAAGAAAGUUGGGAAGGUGGAGAGAAGUGGUUGUGGGGGCGGGGGUGGGGGGCAGGAAAAGUUUGGGUGCCAUUGCUACUUUGAUCCUCUAUGUAUCUAAAAAUGUAAGAUGUGCGACUCUAUGAUGAUACUGAUUUUCCUUUAAUAUUAGUAUGCCAGAAAGUAUACAUCUAAGGGAACACUGUCCUUCAAAGUAGGCACUUUGGGAGGUUAUUCCUGUAAUUAUGUAUCAUUGUUAAAAAUGCUGUCAAAUCCUUAAGAGCUAUAGGAGCUAGAGGGAAAUCAGUGUCCUUACUUAAAAGUCACACCCUGUGUUCUUACUACCACUUUAUUUAGCAGGAUUACACCUGAAUAACUUUUGGCUGCUGUGCUAAUAGUGUAAAUAAAAUAAGGCUGCCUUCAUAAAACACUUUUUAAAUGAAUAGCUAAACAACUUCUAAAAUUAUGCCUAUUAACAUGUGUAAUUAGUUGGCAGCUCAAAUGUUUGGGAGUGCAAGAAAUUAAGCACCCCAGGAUAUAGUUCAUACAGGGAUAUAAAAGCCAUGCUCAUUUCAAAAUGAGCAGUUGAUGUUUUAUGUGGCAUUAUUUAAGACAAUAAAGUCCUCAUAACUCUGGAAUGUCUUCUUAUACUGACAUGGAAUUUAUGAAUCUAAAUUAAUUUCCAACAGGUUGGGGAAACAUUUAAUGUGAGACCAUGAUAGAUAAGACCGCAGAGGAUGUAUGCUCUAUAUCUUGUUAGCCAACAGCUUCUUUUUAAUGUUCUGUGAAAACUUUUAAGUGUCCUAUAUAUUGGUGCUUUUAUGGUUAUUAAAAAUUGUAAAUGGUAUCACA